UAAAGAUACUGCCAUUGACCAGAUGUCAGUUGAUUUCGGUUGGCGUCGGUUCAAUUUCUUCGACAAAAAUGUGGUGCAGGAUCCAGAGAGUCCGGAUGAGAAAUUUUUAGGUCUCAAGGACGUAUGUGUUGACUGUUGGUGUGGUGGAGUAGGAGGUGAAGCAGCAUACCUUGGAGAGUCUCGGGGAGGAGUGUUCCGGCUUGGAAAGAAUCUCGAGCAGUAUUACUGGAAAGCUUAUCAAGCUUCUCUCACUGCCUUGCAUGCGGCGGAAAAGUAUCUAUUCUCGAUAGGAGAGGACGAGGAAGGACCGCAAUCAAUUUUAAAGAUUUGGGAACGUGAUCGCCAUGAGAAAAAUGCCCCUGUUCUCAAGCGUGAAAUACGACUGACUUCCAUACAUCCCAGUGGGCAUGGUACGGUAGCAGCUUGCGCGGUUGCUGUACACUCAACUUUAUCUUCGAUCGCGAUUGGCCUUGCAGACGGCACCGUUCUCCUUUACCAAGGAGAUGUCAUAAAAGACAAAGCCCUGUCUUCUCGAUGGCAACGCAUACGUGAUGCUUCACCUCUGGAUGGACCAGUUACUGGCUUAGCUCUUGCGAGACUACCUGGAGAACGACUUGUCGUUUUUGUUGUCACUUCGAAAGUCGUUAAUUCCUAUGUCAUCGAGAACAAAGCAAUCGUCAAUAUGCUCAAGCAUGAUUCCACGGGUGCAUCGAAGGAUUGCUGGCUUUUCGAUGAAAGAACUGGCUCACUUGUGGUAGCAAGUCGAGAUAUGGUAUUCUUCUACGAAGCCGACCAGUGCACUGAUUCAGACGGUUACCGUGGUCGAUGCCUUCAGCUAGGCAGAAGCCACGAAAAGCUUCAACUUCUCUCUCUAGGCGAACACGUGGUUCUUCUUACAAAGCAACAUGCUCUAAUACCAUCAAACGACGAGACCGAGUUCAUGUCUAUGGUCACCGUGUAUAAUGUAAAGGGACAGUAUAUCGGUUUUUCAUGCUCACUUCCCUCUUUGUGCAGAUUGUUCACUCUCGAUCAAUCUUUGUUGAUUUUGGGCAAAGACGGCACUUUGUCUGAGUUGACAGAGAAAAAUUUGAGCGCAAAAUUGGACAUUCUGUUCAAGAAAAACCUCUACGAUGUUGCCGUCAUUCUAGCGAAGAGCAGCAGAGACGGUGCUGAGCAUCUGAAGUCGAUUCAUGCUAAAUAUGGUGACUAUCUCUACGGAAAAGGUGACUUUGACAAUGCAGUCAGCGAAUAUAAGGAAACGAUAGGAAUGUUAGAACCAUCGUACGUCAUUAAGAGGUACCUUGAUGGAUCUCGUUUACGACAGUUGUGCGUUUAUCUCGAGGCUUUACACGACACUGACCGAUACACCCUAUAUCAUACUAAUAUCCUCUUAAAUUGUUAUGCACAAUUGGAGGAGAGGAAAAAGAUACAGCGGUUUCUGGAGAAAAUAGCACUUGAUGGCAGAACAGAUAUGUCAAGCAUAUUUGAGGUUCUGCGAUCUCUGAAGAUGUCGGAAGAUGCAAGUCUUCUGGCUGUGAAACUGAACAUGCACGACCACGUGCUUUCAAUGAUGAUAGAAGAUCUUGGACGGCAUGCCACCGCUCUGAAAUAUAUUGGGAAACGCCCACCGGAUGAGGCUUGUCAAUAUAUUGAAAAAUAUGGACGUCUUCUUUUCGAAGCUUGUCCUGACGAAACAAUGGAUUUACUACAACGUCUCAUAGAAACCUCACCUGGAAGCAUUGAUCCUGCACAACUCCUGAAAGUGUUCAUCACUGACUUUACAAAGAGUGCGGCAUUCAUAGAAUUUGCUCUCAGAAGGGUUUCGGGAACAUCUCGCUCCAUUCUUUUGGCUACGAUCUUGGAAUUGCGCCUACGAGAUUAUGCCGAAGGCAAUAUCGAAGAUGCUAAAUGUGAAGAGCUGCUCUUCCCAUUUAUAGAGGAAGAGAACAUGGCUGAAGCGCUACACCUCGCAAGAGUUUUCCAUUGCUUCCCCGUUGUGCAGUAUGUUCUGAAGAAAAUGGGAAGAACGAAAGAGUUGAUACAGUACUACCUGAAGAACGACAAGAUCAGGGAAGUUGUGGAAUUGUGCAAAAUUGAGAAUAAAUCGGACAUGUGGAUGGAUCUGCUGGUUUAUAUCUCGAAGAAGGAGGGACCUGUGGAUGAGAAAUUGGUACAAGAAAUGUUAGCCGGGAUUGAGGCGAGCGGAAGUUUACAUCCAUUGGUGGUGCUCGAAAUCCUCUCACGCAGCAGUACGCUCAAGGUAGCAGCGGUUAAGCAGUAUGUUAUCAAGUGGUUGGAUGCUCAGAAAAAGCAGAUCGAAUCUGAUCGGAAGGCUAUCUCUGAAGGUGAGAAGCGAAUGCAGGAAAUCGACAAGCAAAUUGAAUCGCUCAAAUUCAAUGUUCAAGUACUGCAAGUCAAUAAAUGCAGUGCAUGUGAUACGGUGCUUCAGCUGCCAGCUGUUCAUUUCCUUUGUCGACAUAGCUAUCAUGUGCACUGUUUUGAGUCAUACAGUGAAAAACCGGAUGUUUGUCCUGCUUGUGCUGUACCCUCUGCUAGAGAGGAAAUGAAGGAAAAUAUGGAUGGCAAAUCGGCUUAUACUAAGUUCCAUGACGAGUUGAACAAAGCCUCAAACGGAAUGGAUGUGAUUUCAAAAUACUUGAGAAAUGGCUUGUUUGAUCCACCGAGGAAAAACGUCCAGAAGAAGAGCCCAGCGGUAGCUUCAGCUAAAAAACGAGGAUCAAAUCCGUUUGAAGACGACGAGCUCAACCCAUUUGCUGAAUCCACCACUGGUAGUAGCGCAUCUUCUGAAUCGACACUUCCGCGACUUUCGCCAUAUUCUACGAUAUCCGAACGUCGCACUUAUGAUGACUCAAAAAAUCCGUUCGCACAGAGUACGAACCCAUUUGAUGAGUAGCCGAGUGUAUAAUAAGAAUGUGCACAUUUAUCUGGGUUCUAUCCUUUGCAAGUGGCAUUAAAACCAUUAAACGAUGUUUCGUUUCAACGUCUCACUUAUUAAUUCUUGACAUCCAAGCUUGUUUCUUUAUGCAACUGCGACAUUGUUCUGACUGUGAUAUCAUACUGAUGAGGAAAAUGUUAUGAUGUAAAAUUUUAUUCCCGUAUUUUAUUGAUUCAUUAUCACUUUGAUAAAUUGUCACCGAUAUCGUCCUUGUAUUCAUUGGUGCCU
Molecule: messenger RNA, 3184 nt
Organism: Cylicocyclus nassatus
Lineage: Eukaryota; Metazoa; Nematoda; Chromadorea; Rhabditida; Strongylidae
Source: the annotation of a GenBank genome assembly